Molecule: messenger RNA, 2258 nt
Organism: Sorghum bicolor (sorghum)
Lineage: Eukaryota; Viridiplantae; Streptophyta; Magnoliopsida; Poales; Poaceae
Product: probable alkaline/neutral invertase F
Exons: 5
Coding region: 273-1949 (558 amino acids)
Biological process (GO): sucrose catabolic process
Molecular function (GO): sucrose alpha-glucosidase activity; endo-alpha-N-acetylgalactosaminidase activity
Source: RefSeq, a predicted model, not a curated record
CGUCACAUCACAAUUUCUUCCCCAAAUUUUUCGGAGGCCUGUCCACCACCACCACCCUGCGCGCGAGGCCGAGCUCACCCCGAUCCAGAUCCACCCCCUCCCUCCCUCCCUCCCUCCGCUCUCCGGCGACCGCCCUCCUCCUCCUCCUCCUCCUCCUCACGCGCAGUGAGCAUCCACCCGCCUCUUCUCUCGUCGCGUCGGGUAGGAUCGGGGCGGCGCCGGCCAGGCCAGGCGGCGGCGGCGGCGGCGGCGGCGGGCAGCAGGCAGCAGGCAUGAAGCGGGUGUCGUCGCACGUCUCGAUGGCCUCGGAGGCGGAGAUCAACCUCGAUCUGUCGCGCCUCAUCAUCGACAGGCCGCAGCGCUUCACGCUGGAGCGCAAGCGCUCCUUCGACGAGCAGUCGUGGAGUGAGCUCUCCCACUCCCACUCCCACCGCAACAACGACGGGUUCGACAGCGUGCUGCAGUCGCCCGCAUUCCCGUCCGCCGGCGGGUUCGACUCGCCUUUCUCCAUCGGCACGCAUUUCGGCGGCGGCGGCCCGCACCCGCUCGUCAACGAGGCCUGGGAGGCGCUCAGGAAAUCGGUCGUCUACUUCCGGGAACAGCCCGUUGGGACCAUCGCGGCCGUGGAUCAUGCGUCCGAGGAAGUGCUCAACUAUGAUCAGGUUUUUGUGAGGGAUUUCGUUCCGAGCGCAUUGGCUUUUCUGAUGAACAAUGAGACUGACAUAGUGAAGAACUUUCUCUUGAAAACUCUCCACCUUCAGAGCUCUGAGAAAAUGGUAGACCGGUUCAAGCUUGGGGCAGGAGCGAUGCCUGCAAGUUUCAAGGUGGACCGUAACAAAAACAGAAACACUGAAACCUUAGUUGCUGAUUUUGGUGAGAGUGCGAUAGGCAGGGUGGCACCGGUCGACUCUGGAUUUUGGUGGAUCAUUCUCCUUCGGGCUUAUACAAAGUACACCGGAGAUGUUAGUUUGUCGGAAUCACCUGAUUGCCAGAAGUGCAUGAGGUUGAUACUGAAUCUCUGCUUAUCUGAAGGAUUUGAUACUUUUCCAACUCUGCUUUGCACAGAUGGCUGCUCAAUGAUUGAUCGUCGAAUGGGUAUAUAUGGUUAUCCCAUCGAGAUCCAAGCCCUAUUCUAUAUGGCAUUAAGAUGUGCUCUCCAAAUGCUCAAGCCAGAGGGCGAAGGGAAGGAUUUCAUAGAGAAGAUAGGGCAACGGCUUCAUGCACUAACCUACCACAUGAGGAAUUACUUCUGGCUAGAUUUUCACCAGCUGAAUAACAUAUACAGAUACAAAACAGAAGAGUAUUCCCACACAGCCGUGAACAAGUUUAAUGUCAUUCCGGAUUCCAUUCCUGAUUGGGUGUUUGAUUUCAUGCCAUGCCGAGGAGGCUACUUUCUUGGCAACGUCAGCCCUGCUAUGAUGGAUUUCCGGUGGUUUGCCCUUGGCAAUUGCAUUGCCAUUGUAUCAUCUCUAGCUACCCCAGAACAGUCAGUUGCAAUAAUGGAUCUGAUUGAGGAAAAGUGGGAUGAGCUAGUUGGUGAGAUGCCUCUGAAGAUUUGCUAUCCCGCUCUUGAGAAUCAUGAGUGGAGAAUUAUCACUGGAUGUGACCCUAAGAACACCCGAUGGAGUUAUCACAAUGGAGGAUCAUGGCCAGUUCUUCUGUGGCUGCUUACAGCAGCCUGCAUCAAGACUGGUCGGCCACAGAUGGCAAAACGUGCCAUUGAGCUUGCUGAGUCGAGGCUGCUCAAGGACGGCUGGCCUGAGUACUACGAUGGCAAGCUAGGAAGAUUCGUUGGUAAGCAGGCCAGGAAGUUCCAAACCUGGUCCAUUGCCGGUUACCUCGUCGCCCGCAUGAUGCUGGAGGACCCAUCGACACUGAUGAUGAUCUCCAUGGAGGAGGACCGGCCUGUGAAGCCGACCAUGCGGCGGUCAGCAUCAUGGAAUGCCUGAAUGCGUGGAUAGCUGUUUCUGAAUCAAGGAAAUUCAGAAUCAAAGGUUUAUACGGAUUUGUGAUUUGUUCAGAACACAAAAGUUGAACGCUGAUGUGAUUUGUUGGGACCACAAAAGUUCAACGUUGAUUAUAGUUGAACUCUGUCAAAUAGGACAGAAAGUGUAUACCAUGCAUAGAGGAUCAUAGGAGUUACACAAGAUUUUGCCACACCUUUUUUGUUUUUGUUUCAGAACAAUACUCAGGAUCCUGUUCAGUUGAAACCUUGAUUUUGGAAUAACAAAUCACUGUUUAUGCAUACAUUUCUCUUU